This is a messenger RNA of Hyalella azteca, 1287 nucleotides long. Its product is annotated as peptidyl-prolyl cis-trans isomerase FKBP10-like. Gene Ontology annotation, molecular function: peptidyl-prolyl cis-trans isomerase activity. Gene Ontology annotation, biological process: protein peptidyl-prolyl isomerization. Lineage: Eukaryota; Metazoa; Arthropoda; Malacostraca; Amphipoda; Hyalellidae. Bases 244 to 1287 code for a protein of 347 amino acids. The transcript is spliced from 6 exons. The record is from RefSeq and is a predicted model, not a curated record.
UUUCGCAAUUUUUUUUAUCUAUAGUCAAUAGAUAAAUAAUUGAAGAUGACCAAUAAAGUUCCAUGCCUUUUUUAGAUUUUUUCAAAAAUAACAGUAAAUUAACUAACCUCAACGAUUUUUUUUUUCAACUCACAUCCUAGAGACCUAGUUAAACCCUGUACCUGAUACAGAAACUACCGGGCGUAAUUGAACCCAUUCUCCGACCUAACAACCAUAUAUACAAACGCAAUUGACACCAGAUUUAUGUUCGGAAAGUCCCGCAAGUCCGCAAAAUUCAUCCAUAUGAAGAUGUCGGCACCAUGCAGCGUCUCCUCGCUGGCCGUUACCACCGUUAUAAUUGUAGCCUCCCUCUCGUUACACGGGGUAAAGGGCCUACGGGUGGAUGUGCUGCAACGGGCCAGUCAUUGCAGCAAGACUUCAUCAACGGGUGACAGGCUGCGGGUUCACUACACCGGCAGCCUCACCAACGGCACCAUCUUCGACACCAGUUUACCUCGCGGCGAACCCUUCGAGUUCAGGCUGGGGGCUGGGGAAGUGAUCCCUGGCUGGGACCAGGGCUUGUUGGGGAUGUGUGCUGGGGAGAGACGCAGGCUGCUGGUGCCUCCCCACCUGGCGUACGGGGACCGGGGGGCUGGGGGAGUCAUUCCUCCAGGAGCGACGCUCGUGUUCGAUGUUGAACUCGUUGAGAUUCCCGAAGCAAAUCAACAGUUCCAACAGCAGUUGUUCCAACAACAGCAACAGACAAACAAGCAGGACUUUGAUACGCAACAGCUGCAGCAACCCUUGCAGCAACCUAUUGAACUGCAGCUACAGCAGCAGCAACAGCAACUGCUCCAAUUGCUGCAACAAACACAAAACCUGCAGCAGCAAACACUGCAGCCUCAGCAUCUGCAGCAACCACAGCAUUCUCCUCAGCACUUGCAGCAGCAAAAUGUUGAUGCGAAUUCCGUUCUUCCACAGACCCUACAGACCCAGACCCUGGUGCGCCCCCCCACCUGCUCCCCCACCGCCACCGUGGGGGACACGCUCACCGUGCACUACGCGGGGUACUUCACCUCCACCCGCAAGUUCGACUCCAGUUUGGACCGCAACGAAGCGUUCACGUUCCGGCUGGGGAGCGGGGAGGUGAUCCCGGGGUGGGAGGAGGGGGUGGUGGGGAUGUGUGUGGGGGAGAGGAGGAGGAUGGUCGUGCCCCCCCACCUGGCCUACGGGGAGCGGGGGGCGGGGGGUGUCAUCCCGCCCAAUGCAACACUCAUCUUUGACGUGCAGCUGCUGCAGAUCAGCUGA